Messenger RNA from Acanthosepion pharaonis, 3120 nucleotides. The record is from the annotation of a GenBank genome assembly. NCBI's taxonomy places the organism in Eukaryota, Metazoa, Mollusca, Cephalopoda, Sepiida, Sepiidae.
AUGAUGCUUAUGCCAUGUGGAAAAACAAGAUCGAUUAGAAUCUAUCUAUCUAUCUAUCUAUCUAUCUAUCUAUCUAUCUAUCUAUCUAUCUAUCUCGAAUCACAUAGAACUUUACUCAAUACACUUGAUCUAUAUUUGAUUCCAACAUCUAUCUAUCUAUCUAUCUAUCUAUCUAUCUAUCUAUCUAUCUAUCUAUCUAUCUAUCUAUCUGUCUGUCUGUCUACAAGUGCUGUUAUCUUGCUUUUUUUUCUGUUCGUUCGCAUUCUUCUGCAACAAUUUUUUCCAACCGUUCGUUUUCAUUUCGAGCGUACCUGGUCCAAACACUGUUGUUACUCCAACCGUUCGAUUUGUUUCUCAGUCUUCCUGGUCCAAACAUUGUUGUUCCUCCAACCGUUCGUUUUGUUUCUCAGUCUUCCUGGUCCAAACAUUGUUGUUCAUCCAACCGUUCGUUUUGUUUCUCAGUACUCCUGGUCCAAACACUGUUGUUCCUCGAACCGUUCGUUUUGUUUCUCAGUCUUCGUGGUCCAAACAUUGUUGUUCCUCCAACCGUUCGUUUUGUUUCUCAGUACUCCUGGUCCAAACAUUGUUUGUUCUUCUCCAAACAUUGUUGUUCCUCCAACCGUUCGUUUUGUUUCUCAGUCUUCCUGGUCCAAACAUUGUUGUUCCUCCAACCGUUCGUUUUGUUUCUCAGUCUUUCUGGUCCAAACAUUGUUGUUCCUCCAACCGUUCGUUUUGUUUCUCAGUCUUCCUGGUCCAAACAUUGUUGUUCCUCCAACCGUUCGUUUUGUUUCUCAGUCUUCCUGGUCCAAACAUUGUUGUUCCUCCAACCGUUCGUUUUGUUUCUCAGUCUUCUUGGUCCAAACAUUGUUGUUCCUCCAACCGUUCGUUUUGUUUCUCAGUCUUCCUGGUCCAAACAUUGUUGUUCCUCCAACCGUUCGUUUUGUUUCUCAGACUUCCUGGUCCAAACACUGUUGUUCCUCCAACCGUUCGUUUUGUUUCUCAGUCUUCCUGGUCCAAACAUUGUUGUUCCUCCAACCGUUCGUUUUGUUUCUCAGUCUUCCUGGUCCAAACAUUGUUGUUCCUCGAACCGUUCGUUUUGUUUCUCAGUCUUCCUGGUGCAAACAUUGUUGUUCCUCGAACCGUUCGUUUUGUUUCUCAGUCUUCCUGGUCCAAACACUGUUGUUCCUCCAACCGUUCGUUUUGUUUCUCAGUUUCCUGGUCCAAACAUUGUUGUUCCUCCAACCGUUCGUUUUGUUUCUCAUUCUUCCUGGUCCAAACAUUGUUGUUCCUUCCACCGUUCGUUUUGUUUCUCAGUCUUCCUGGUCCAAACAUUGUUGUUCCUCCAACCGUUCGUUUUGUUUCUCAGUCUUCCUGGUCCAAACAUUGUUGUUCCUCCAACCGUUCGUUUUGUUUCUCAGUCUUCCUGGUCCAAACGUUGUUGUUCCUCCAACCGUUCGUUUUGUUUCUCAGUCUUCCUGGUCCAAACGUUGUUGUUCCUCCAACCGUUCGUUUUGUUUCUCAGUCUUCCUGGUCCAAACACUGUUGUUCCUCCAACCGUUCGUUUUGUUUCUCAGUCUUCCUGGUCCAAACACUGUUGUUCCUCCAACCGUUCGUUUUGUUUCUCAGUCUUCCUGGUCCAAACAUUGUUGUUCCUCCAACCGUUCGUUUUGUUUCUCAGUCUUCCUAGUCCAAACAUUGUUGUUCCUCCAACCGUUCGUUUUGUUUCUCAGUCUUCCUGGUCCAAACAUUGUUGUUCCUCCAACCGUUCGUUUUGUUUCUCAGUCUUCCUGGUCCAAACACUGUUGUUCCUCCAACCGUUCGUUUUGUUUCUCAGUUUCCUGGUCAAAACAUUGUUGUUCCUCCAACCGUUCGUUUUGUUUCUCAUUCUUCCUGGUCCAAACAUUGUUGUUCCUCCAACCGUUCGUUUUGUUUCUCAGUCUUACUGGUCCAAACAUUGUUGUUCCUCCAACCGUUCGUUUUGUUUCUCAGUCUUCCUGGUCCAAACACUGUUUUUCCCUCCAACCGUUCGUUUUGUUUUUCUUCCUGGUCCAAACAUUGUUGUUCCUCGAACCGUUCGUUUUGUUUCUCAGUCUUCCUGGUCCAAACAUUGUUGUUCCUCCAACCGUUCGUUUUGUUUCUCAGUCUUCCUGGUCCAAACAUUGUUGUUCCUCCCACCGUUCGUUUUGUUUCUCAGUCUUCUUGGUCCAAACGUUUUGUUCCUCCAACCGUUCGUUUUGUUUCUCAGUCUUCCUGGUCCAAAAUUGUUGUUCCUCCAACCGUUCGUUUUAUUUUCAGUCUUCCUGGUCCAAACACUGUUGUUCCUCCAACCGUUCGUUUUGUUUCAGUCUUCCUGGUCAAACACUGUUGUUCCUCCAACCGUUCGUUUUGUUUCUCAGUCUUCUUGGUCCAAACACUGUUGUUCCUCCAACCGUUCGUUUUGUUUCUCAGUUUCCUGGUCCAAACAUUGUUGUUCCUCCAACCGUUCGUUUUGUUUCUCAGUCUUCCUGGUCCAAACAUUGUUGUUCCUCCAACCGUUCGUUUUGUUUCUCAGUCUUCCUGGUCCAAACAUUGUUGUUCCUCCAACCGUUCGUUUUGUUUCUCAGUCUUCCUGGUCCAAACACUGUUUUUCCUCCAACCGUUCGUUUUGUUUCUCAGUCUUCCUGGUCCAAACAUUGUUGUUCCUCGAACCGUUCGUUUUGUUUCUCAGUCUUCCUGGUCCAAACAUUGUUGUUCCUCCAACCGUUCGUUUUGUUUCUCAGUCUUCCUGGUCCAAACAUUGUUGUUCCUCCAACCGUUCGUUUUGUUUCUCAGUCUUCCUGGUCCAAACACUGUUGUUCCUCCAACCGUUCGUUUUGUUUCUCAGUCUUCCUGGUCCAAACAUUGUUGUUCCUCCAACCGUUCGUUCUGUUUCUUUUUUACUGCUCUUCUUCUUCUUCUUCUUCUUCUUCUUCUUCUUCUUCUUCUUCUUCUUCUUCUUCUUCCAUUUCUUCAUCGGAAUUUAUUUCUUUCUGUCUUAUAGCUUCUUUCUUUCUGUCUUUCUUUCGUUGUUGGUUCGUUUUCAUUGAUUGUUUCUAUGUUUCUCUUGAUUUCUUUCUUUCUUUUUUGCUUAUAUUUCUCUAA